Messenger RNA from Cuscuta europaea, 3615 nucleotides. Lineage: Eukaryota; Viridiplantae; Streptophyta; Magnoliopsida; Solanales; Convolvulaceae. The record is from the annotation of a GenBank genome assembly.
UUUGUUUUCGGGUUUCUAGUUGAGUUCGAAGCCAUUUGCACUUCACACAUCACACAUGCAACAUUUCUUGAAGAGAAAACCCCUCCUCCUUAAACCCUAACAAUUCAACAACACUUUCCUUCUGGUUUUGCUGUGAAUUCUUUCUAUCCUCUAAAUCCCAGUUUUCUUUAACCCACCACAAUGGCUUCUGUGACGAGUAAAGCCAACCCACUUCUCUCAACUCUACCCCACGUUCUGACAUGGCCCAAAUUUGCCUUCCGCACCAUAUGCAGUGGCCGCCUUGGCUUCGCCACCUCCACCCUGCCGUCACCAUUUUCCGGUUCAGAAUCUCCCGUGGCUGGUAGAAAGAUUCUAGAAUCAUUUACAGAGGAAUUCGAAAUUGGUUCGCAGAAAAUUACUCUCGAAACUGGGAAAAUAGCUCGGUUUGCCAAUGGUUCCGUGGUUCUUGCCAUGGAUGAGACCAAAGUCCUCUCAACCGUUGCCUCUGCAAAGGGAGACGCAGUCCGCGAUUUUCUUCCGCUCACUGUUGAUUACCAAGAGAAACAGUUUGCUCAAGGUUUAAUACCAAGCUCAUUCAUGCGGCGGGAGGGCGCUCCAAAGGAACGCGAACUUCUUUGUGGCCGUCUUAUUGAUAGACCUAUACGCCCCCUUUUUCCUGCUGGAUUUUACCAUGAGGUGCAGGUUAUGGCAAGUGUUCUUUCAUCUGAUGGGAAACAAGAUCCAGAUGUAAUGGCAGCCAAUGCAACAUCUGCUGCUUUAAUGCUGUCAGAUAUUCCCUGGGGAGGUCCCAUAGGGGUAAUUCGUUUAGGGAGGAUCUGCGGUCAAAUUGUUGUUAACCCAAGCAUGGAUGAGCUUAGCUUGAGUGAUCUCAACUUGGUAUAUGCAUGCACAAAGGAUAAAACUUUGAUGAUAGAUGUCCAAGCACGUGAAAUUUCAGAAAAAGAUCUGAAAGCUGCAAUGAGACUGGCUCACCCUGAGGCUUGCAAGUAUCUGGAGCCUCAAAUUAGGCUUGCUGCUAGAGCAGGUAAGCAUAAAAAAGAGUAUAAACUUUCUAUGGUGUCAGAGAAAACACUUCAGAAAAUCCGUAAUUUGGCCAAAGAACCUAUUGAAGCUGUCUUUACAGACCCCACCUAUGGCAAGUUUGAGCGUGGAGAAUCAUUAGAUAAAAUUACCCAAGAUGUUAAAAGAUCACUUGAGGAAGAAUGUGACGAACAAGCCUUAAAUGUGCUAUCAAAGAUAGUUGACACAGUUCGGAAAGAGGUUGUUCGCAGAAGGAUUAUUGCAGAAGGGCUUAGAGUUGAUGGAAGACAUCUUAAUGAAGUUCGACCAGUGUACUGUGAAUCUGGUAUAUUACCUGCACUACAUGGAUCAUCACUCUUUUCACGUGGAGAUACUCAGGUUCUUUGUACUGUUACACUGGGAGCUCCAGGGGACGCUCAACAGCUUGAAUCUCUAGUUGGUCCUUCAACAAAGCGUUUCAUGCUACACUACAGUUUUCCUCCUUUCUGUAUUAAUGAAGUUGGCAAACGAGUUGGUCUGAAUAGACGUGAAGUUGGACAUGGUACUCUUGCUGAAAAGGCUCUGUUAGGUGUCUUACCACCUGAAGAUGAUUUUCCAUACACUGUUCGUGUCAAUUCAGAAGUCAUGUCAUCUGAUGGUUCAACUUCAAUGGCAACUGUCUGUGGCGGCAGCAUGGCUUUGAUGGAUGCUGGGAUUCCCAUAAGACAACAUGUAGCAGGUGUAUCUGUAGGUCUUGUCACUGAUGUUGAUCCAUCAAAUGGAGAUAUCAAGGAUUAUAGGAUAGUAACAGACAUAUUGGGUUUGGAGGAUCAUCUAGGUGAUAUGGACUUCAAAGUUGCUGGCACUCGUAAUGGAGUAACUGCUAUUCAAUUGGAUAUAAAGCCCGCAGGAAUCCCCCUCGACAUCAUCUGUGAAAGUUUAGAACAUGCACUUAAGGGUCGACUACGAAUCCUUGAACAUAUGGAGCACGAGAUUAAUGUUCCACGUAUUCAAGAUGAAAAGUAUUCCCCUCGUUUGGCCACUUUAAAAUACAGUAAUGACGUGCUUCGCCGUUUGAUUGGUCCUCUUGGUGCCCUGAAGAGGAAAAUCGAAGAAGAAACUGGGGCACGAAUGUCAGUUAGUGAUGGAACCCUUACAAUAGUUGCUAAAAACCAAUCUGUCAUGGAGAAAGUACAAGAGAAGGUUGAUUUUAUCAUAGGUCGUGAAAUUGAAGUGGGAGGUGUCUACAAAGGGGUUGUGACCACGGUUAAAGAAUAUGGCGCUUUUGUGGAGUUCAAUGGUGGUCAACAAGGGCUUUUGCAUAUCUCAGAGUUGUCACAUGAACUGGUAUCACGAGUUUCAGAUGUAGUAUCUGUUGGCCAACAACUCUCUUUGAUGUGCAUUGGGCGGGACGUGCGUGGUAACAUUAAGUUAUCUUUAAAAACCACUCUACCUGGAGCCAAAUCAAAGAAGUAUGAUGCUGCUGGUAAAUCUGCUUUGGGUACAACAAGCCAAACAUCUAAUGGAUGGGAUCCUAUUGUUGAAGUCUGUAAUGAGCAGGGAAAACAAAAUGUUAGCAUGGGGGUUGGGGUUCCAGGGUGUGAUGAAAGAGCAGGGCAGACCUCCACCCCUGAAAAACCAGCAUUCUUGAUACGUAGUGCUGCUGAAUGUGAUGAGGAGGAAAGAACUACCGGAGUGUAUUUAAAUUGUAAAACUAGUAGUAGCUGUACGACUGCUUCUAAAUCUGAUGAUAAAGAGCCGGUGAAUUCUUUAGAAUCCGUGAACUCUUUAGAGUCGGGAAAAAGUGGUAUUAACUCAUCCCCAGAGUUGCGUCAUUCUUCCAGAAAUACAAAGAAAACCAUAAAAGAGAAUAAAGAGAAAAUAACUUCUUCAUCACCAAGGAAGUCUAGGAGUGAUUUGAACAACAAUGCUGCUAAAUUUGUGACUCCGUUAAAAGCAAAUACGCUGAAGCUUGGAAUGAAGCUCACUGCCAAAGUGCAUCAGAUACGGAAACUUGGUUUAGUGCUUGAUUUAGGUGGUGGGGUCCGUGGAAUGUAUCGUUUUGAGGCUGGUGCCGAGAGGGUCUUUGAGGUUGGUGAUGAGGUGCUGGUGAAGUGCUCAAGUUUUUCAAGCAAAGGUGUUCCAGUAAUGUCACUGGUCGAAGACUCGCAGGAUGAAUAAUCAUCUAAAGACGAAGGCUGGAACUUUAAUAGCAAUGAGAACUGCUGAUUUGGUGCUACACAAUGCUUUAUAGCGUGAAGUUUUGCUGACAAACCUUGAACAAUACUGAUGCAUAUCAGUUCCUGGCCUUGUUACUUGCUACCUCAAGUAAUUUAAUUGUUUGGUAGGCUCGCUGACCAUCUUGCGUGUGUGAAUUUUGAUUCGUUAUUUAUCAUACAACUUAGACCACAUAUUUUUUCUUAGAUAAUAGUGACGAUGUUCUUCCAGGCUGAUCUAGCCACUUAAAGCUUGAAAGUAUUAUUAGGUAGAGGCAUGUAUAGUUUAGAAUGGCUGUUCAAAUAACAGCCCCACUGUACUAUGUUAAAAGACAGAGAUGAAUGCAUUACUUUUUGUUGUUAGUAGAUAUUAAUAAAUGAAAUACACGGCUAUAUAAAU